This is a messenger RNA of Melanotaenia boesemani (Boeseman's rainbowfish), 1694 nucleotides long. RefSeq names its product receptor-interacting serine/threonine-protein kinase 3-like. Gene Ontology annotation, biological process: protein phosphorylation. The record is from RefSeq and is a predicted model, not a curated record. Lineage: Eukaryota; Metazoa; Chordata; Actinopteri; Atheriniformes; Melanotaeniidae. Bases 382 to 1617 code for a protein of 411 amino acids. Gene Ontology annotation, molecular function: ATP binding; JUN kinase kinase kinase activity. The transcript has 11 exons.
UAACACAAAAGACAAAAAACAAAUACUGGUACCAAAAAUAGUGGAAAAAACAAGAAGUUGCAUCAUUAAGCUUGAUCCCUCUUUAAAUGCUGAUAGAGUUUGAGUCAAAAAGACUCCAGUUUAGGACUUAGUUUAAGUAAACAGAGCCACAUGAUGACCCCUUUAAUAUAAAAUAUUCAUAGAAAAAAGCACUUUUAUAAAAGCACCUCUCCUUUCUAUUUGGACACUUCUUAAACCUGCAGAGGCCUUCUGGUCAUUAACUUACAAGGAGCCUGAUAAUGACUCUUUGGGUGGAAAUAUUAGAAAGUCAUUUGUGUCUUAAACGAGGUGAAACCAGCUGCACCUGCCCAGCACCAAAAGACAUUCGUACAACAGUGAAUUAUGGCGCUUUGCAGCAGUUCAGGGGAGGUUGAAGACUCCGCUCUGGAGGGCUGGAAUGUGAUUGGCUCCGGUGGUUUUGGACAGAUCUACAAAGCCAGGCAUCGUCUUUGGGGCUGCGAUGUGGCCAUUAAACUGCUUCAUUAUGAUGAUGGGACCAGCUCCUCAUUGCUGCGUGAACUUGACAUGAUGCGUCAAGGAAGCAACCCCUACGUUAUUCAUGUCCAUGGGAUGUUUAAGGGUCGACCGCCUUUUCUCAGCUCCUCGGUACAGCUUGGGCUGGUCAUGGAGUUCAUGGAGAGAGGAUCACUGGCUUCCCUGCAGAAUACGUUACUAAGUCCACUACCCUGGCCGCUGUCUGUCAGACUGACUCACCAGGUGGCUCUGGGUAUAAACUUCCUCCACACCUGCUCUCCCACUGUCCUGCAUCUGGACCUGAAGCCCAGCAAUGUCCUUCUGGACCCCUCUCUGAAUGCCAAGCUUACAGAUUUUGGCCUCGCCAAGUUUUAUCACAGCUGCACACGGGCUUCCAGGAAAAGCAGUGAAGAUGAGGGGGGAACUAUCAGCUAUAUGCCACCAGAGGCUUUUGACGUAUCAUAUCGUCCUACACCGGCCUCUGAUAUCUACAGCUUUGGUGUUCUGCUGUGGUCUGUUGUCACAGGGAAGCAACCAUAUGCUGAUGCAUUGCCCAGCAUAGUGCGGUUUCGCAUCCCGCUGGGAGACCGUCCAUCGCUGAAUGAGAUCAGGUGUCAGGCUGCAGGUUGGCCAGGGUUGACAAGACUAAUGGACCUCAUGCAGGAAUGCUGGGAGGCAAAAUCCAGCCAGAGGCCCACUGCCCUAGAGUGCACAAGACAGACAGAAGGACUGUUUGAGAUGCACAAACAUGUAAUAGCUGAUGCUGUCUAUCACGUGCUGAAAAAACUGGAGUCAGUGCCUGCCAGAGCUGAACCUGUGAACAUUUGUAAUGAUGUACCAACAGGAAACCCGCCAGUUCAGGAAAUGGCUGGUAGAUGGACUCCAAAUGAAAGACAAACAGUCAGAGAUUCUCCUCCGAGGAGGCUCAACAAUGUGUGUCAGGUUGAUCAGGCCCACUCAUCAGGAGACUAUGAAAUAAAACCAUCUUCUGUUCAUCCCAUUCAUUCAUCAUCACCAUCUGUGGCAGUCCUGGCUUGUUUUACGCCAUGGGCGAACACCCCCCUUUGCACCCCCACACCCCCCAGAAGAAAGAAUUUCCACUAGCCCAAUGUAAUCUGGAUAAAAUGAUCCCAGUUAUAGGAGCCACUUAAUUCACUUAACCAGACAUGUUUCUUUAAUAG